UGCGGAGCAUGGAUCCGGGCUGGGGGCGGCGAGACGUGGGCUGGGCGGCUCUGCUGCUCCUUUUCGCCGCCUCGCUGCUCACCGUGGCCGGCUGGCUGCUGCAGUACGCCCGAGGUGUAUGGCUGGGGCGAGCGCGCCGGGGCCGGGGGCUGGGGCUCGGGGUGGCAGAACCGGGGACGUCGCUACGAGAGCUGGGCGUGUGGCGCUCCCUGUUGCGCCUACGGUCCAGCCGGGCAGGCGUCCCGGAGGAGCCAGGUGUCCGGGGCCUCCUGGCUUCACUCUUCGCCUUCAAAUCUUUCCGGGAAAACUGGCAGCGAGCUUGGGUGCGAGCGCUUAAUCAGCAGGCCUGCAGGGAUGGGAGCUCCAUCCAGAUCACUUUCGAAGAGAUACCCCAACUCCCACCUAAUGCUACUGUCAGUCACGUGACCUGUGUGGACCAGUCAGAGCACAGCAUGGUCCUUCAUUGCCAGCUCUGUGCUGAGGACGUUCAGUUCCCAGUGUCGGUGACCCAGCAGUCCCCAGCUGCUGUCUCCAUGGAGACCUACCACGUCACCCUGACACUUCUUCCAGCACAGUUGGAGGUCAACCUGGAAGAAAUAGCCAAUGAGGGGCUGCUGGUCUCCUGGGCCUUCAAGGACCGUCCUGAGCUAAACAUGACAGUUUGUCCCAAGCUGCAGGGGAAGGAGAGAAGUGAGGAACAGGUGGAUCUGUCUACUAUUGAGGAAUUGAUUAAGGAUACCAUUGUCAGUACACAACCUGCCAUGAUGGUGAACCUCAGAGCUUGUCCAGCUCCAGGGGGCAUGGUAUCCUGUGAGAAGCCAACCACAGGGCCCCCAGUUCAACCAGCUGCCCCCAAACCCAUUCGGCUUCUGUUACGACAGUUAAGGGCAACCCAUGUAGGUGGUGAGACAGGAGGUGAGACAGGAGAUGAAACAGGAGGAAAUGGGGAUCUGUGCUGUGUGGCAGAGCUGGACAGUCCUCAGCAGCAGAAGUGGACCAAGCCAGUAAGAGCUGCCCCAGAGGUUGAGUGGAUGGAAGAACUGGCUCUGGAAAUAGGUCCCCAGAGCCGGGAGCUGACCCUGAAGGUGCUAAGGAGCAGCAAUGUUGGAGACAAUGUACUCCUGGGCCAUGCCACAUUGCCUGUGGGCUCCCCCUCCAGGCAGACCUCCAGAAGGCAGCUGUGUCCCCUGACUCCUGGGCCAGGAAAGACCUCAGGCCAAGUUGCCACUCUAGCAUUAGAGCUGUUAUAUGAAGAAGGCUCCCCUGGGAACCUGAGUAGCCCCGCUCCACCCACCCCACGACCCAGCAUCACACCCACCAAAAAGAUUGAAUUGGAUCGGACCAUUAUGCCCGACGGCACCAUUGUCACCACAGUGACUACUGUCCAGUCCCGGCCUAGAGCUGAUGGCAAGCUAGAUUCCCCCUCCCGCUCCCCAUCCAAGGUGGAGGUAACAGAGAAAACAACAACUGUGCUGAGCGAGAGCAGUGUCCCCAGCAGUGCCUCCCCCAGCAGCAGCCGGGACAGCCACCUUUCCAAUGGCCUGGACCCUGUGGCAGAAACAGCCAUCCGACAGCUGACAGAACCCAGUGGACGGUCUGCUAAGAAGACGCCCACCAAGCGUAGCACCCUCAUCAUAUCUGGUGUCUCUAAGGUUCCCAUUGCCCAAGAUGAGUUGGCAUUGUCUUUGGGCUAUGCAGCCUCUAUGGAGGCUUCAAUGCAGAGUGAGGCAGAGAGCACCGGGGAUCCCUCCUCACCUCCCUUGGAUCCUCCCGCCAUGUCCCCUGGACCCCUGGAAGCCCUGUCCAGUCCGGCGGGAACUCAGGAGACGGAUGAGACGACGCGCUCAGACAUUUCAGAACGGCCAUCUGUGGAUGAUGUGGAGUCAGAAACCGGUUCUACAGGAGCCUUGGAGACACGAAGCCUCAAGGACCACAAAGUGAGUUUCCUUCGAAGUGGGACGAAGUUGAUCUUCCGCCGUCGACAACGACAGAAGGAGGCAGGACUGAGCCAGUCACACGACGACCUUUCCAAUGCGGCUGCUGUGCCCAGUGUCCGAAAGAAGGCUGGCAGCUUCUCCCGGCGCCUCAUUAAGCGAUUUUCCUUUAAAUCCAAACCCAAGGCCAACGGCAGCCCCAGUCCCCAGCUCUGAGCGUCUCCCAACUACUACAGGACCAGGAAAGGGCUGAGAUUUCAACCCUGCCCUCCCCCUACCACACCCCCUCCCAGCCCCUAGGCAACCUGGGCUGGGGGCAGUCUUCUGGAUGCUGGGAACCCCUGUCAGCCUUGGGCUUUGGGGCCAGUUUUCUGGGUACUUACGAUGAGGGCUAAGAGUGUCUGAGAAUCGAGAAGAGGGUAGUUAAGGGCAGGGAACAUGCAGGAGGGCUCUGUCCUGGUACACAUGGGCCGCACCCAGAACUUGGUGCCUACUGAUAUUGUCCCCUCAUAGAAGUCCCAGGAUGCCCAGCCCCGCAAAGUUUCCCUCUCUCCCUUUAUUUAUUCUAUUUAUAUGUGUGGUCUCUGACCCUCAGUGGGCUGGGGAUUGAGUGAGUGGACAAAAAAGGGCCUCAUUCCAAGGUGCCCUUUCUUUCAUGCCCCAGGAUAGGGCAUUUUCCUUUGGCCUGGGGCAUCUAGGCCUCAGAUCAUCACUCAGACCAGCACCAAUGUCUGCCCUAGGGUACAUUGGCAGCUCAUAGGAAGCCGGGCCGGUGCCCGGGAUGGGGGGCAGGUACUCCCCCCCUCCCCAACACCCUCCACAUCCCUCCCUCUUUAUUACUGUUUUUGUACUUGAUGCCUUCUCCAUAGGCAGAAGGAAGGAGCCAGGGGCCAGGCGGGAACUUUCCCCAGGCCAGUAGUGGCCAUGACUGGCUUUUAUUUAAGGAAUGUGUGAUGAAGGAGGAAGCGUUAACUCUGCACCUUUGUGAAUUUCAGGAGACAAUGAUUUCCAUUGCUGUGUGAUGGCCUGGAACUUAACUUAUUGAAUUAAAAUUAAAUUGGAGUUUACAAAAA
This is a messenger RNA of Dromiciops gliroides (monito del monte), 3007 nucleotides long. RefSeq names its product C2CD2 like (gene C2CD2L). Gene Ontology annotation, cellular component: cytoplasmic side of apical plasma membrane. Gene Ontology annotation, biological process: positive regulation of insulin secretion involved in cellular response to glucose stimulus. The transcript is spliced from 14 exons. Gene Ontology annotation, molecular function: phosphatidylinositol transfer activity; phosphatidylinositol binding. The record is from RefSeq and is a predicted model, not a curated record. NCBI's taxonomy places the organism in Eukaryota, Metazoa, Chordata, Mammalia, Microbiotheria, Microbiotheriidae. The coding region runs from base 9 to 2150 and encodes 713 amino acids.